This is a messenger RNA of Candidula unifasciata, 1749 nucleotides long. NCBI's taxonomy places the organism in Eukaryota, Metazoa, Mollusca, Gastropoda, Stylommatophora, Geomitridae. The record is from the annotation of a GenBank genome assembly.
UCCAUCCUGGCACAAGUCAAUGCUAGUAUAAAGUGGUGUGCAGAUAGCUGUCAUCACUUGGAUCAGAGUUUAAACCUGGGAAAAUGUCUACUGCAUGUCACAGACUUAGAGUGUCAAAGCACAUCAGGGAACAAAGCCUACUACGUCUACCCAGUAAAGGACUUCAGCUUUGACAAGGACAUAGAUGCUCUGAAGGAGCAGCUUGAAUUCAACAAGUCCCUGUCUGUUUUUCCUAUGCCAGAUGAAACAGCUCACUAUAAGAUCCACAGAUACUUCUGUGAGGUGGAGCUUAACGACACCAGACACCAGAUUCAGGAAAUGAAGGACAACAUCUUGUACAUGAGCCAGUUUGCGCCUGGUGGCAGAGACAGCAUAUCUUGGCCAGUAGGUGUUCCAGAGCCACACAGUCCCAAGAACAGAUUUGAUCUUAUUCGCUGGGACUAUUUCACAGAAACACACAUAUUCUUUCAAGAUGACUUUACAAAUGUUAAAGAACUCAUAGGUGCAGACAAGUUGGAUAUUCAGGAUGUAAUUAAAGUCUCCAUAGAAAAACUAAAUCGGAAGUAUAAUAACAAAUACUUGUACUCAUAUCUGAUCAAUGGGUACAGACGAUUUGACCCCCAGCGAGGAAUGGAGUACAUACUUGACCUUGCACUUGAUGAUACGUCACUGCCUUCAGCUGAGAGUGACAAACGGCCUGUUACUGAAAAGCGAGUCUUCCUUGUACGUCCCUUAGGAGAGGUGGAGAUAAUUCCCAUGCCCUACGUGACAGAAUCUACCAGAGUACACAUUAUCCUGCCUAUCACAGUUCGUGACAUGGAUGGUUUGGGUUCCUUCUUGGAGAGCUAUGCUAGUUUACAAAAAGAAGCAGAGGACAGGCUAGCCCUAGUCCUGGUUUUCGUAUACCAGUCCUUUCCUAAAACUGCAGAAGACGAUGUUUACUCUGUUGUCAAAUCAAUGGCUAAAUAUCAUGAUGAAAAAGCCAAGGCUGGCAUCAAGACCAUAAUAUUAAACUUUGCCUUCAAUGAGACGUACAUUCCAGACUUUCAGAUCAUAGACUUGGUGAGCAGUAACUUGAACAACGAUGCUCUGAUGCUAAUGGGCUCUAUUGGCAUGAUUGUGAACACAGAAAUGCUCAACAGGGUGCGCAUUAAUACCAUUGCAGGCUGGCAGGUGUUUUUUCCUAUAGGUUUCUGGCAGUAUAGGCCAAAUCUGAUUUAUGAAAGGAAGCCAUAUCCUGUGGAUAUUGAAUUUACCAGCAGGGCAGGUCAUUAUGAUGUACUUUCUUUUGAACAUGGGAGUUUCUAUAAUACAGAUUACAAAGAUGCACGGAAAUCCUUGACAAGUUCAGAAUUACUAAACUGUGAUAUCUAUGAAAUGUUUGUGAAAUAUGGUAAGCUGCAUGUUUUCCGAGCCGUGGAGCCAGAGUUCAAACACUACUACAUGCAGUUAGAAUGCCAUCCAAAAAGUCCGUCUGUUUUGUAUGAAAGGUGUGUAGAGAGACGAGUGCAGAGUCUCGGAACAAGGUCUCAACUGGCCAAGCUUAUAUUUCAUUAUCAGGCUAAAAAUAAAAAGACCACACCAGUGGAAGUUACACCACAAAAACCACAUAAAGAGAAAAUGCAUCAGAAUUCUAGCAAUAGUAAUAUACAUCACGAAUUGGCUAAACAUCAUAAAUUGACAAGAGAAGAUACCACCAAAAAAUCUGGCAUACUAGAUGCACAACCUCAAGCUGGCAAAGUAAAAUAA